CCCCCUACAAAAAAAAAAGGGUUUGGUCUUCUCUCAAAAACUGACGGGUUCCCUGCAUGUUGCCGAGAAGUUACACUUUGUGUUUUAGGGCGACUAAGCCUCCUAUAUUUGGAGUAUGGAACGUAGCGCCGAUUAUCAGACCGUCAAUAGUUCGACCUACUGUGCUACGCUCAUUUCACCAGUCUUCUGCACGUCCUCCUCGGCCUCAGCUUGCUUUUAAUAGCCCGUUUCUUCAGGCUCGGCGUGUCUUUGCACAUCAAGCAAAAUCAUCACCUGCCAAACCGAGUGCUUCGAAACCGCCGAAUAAAGACCUCUUACAACAUACUGCUACCGAAACUAACAAAGAACGUAAUGCGACUGAUUGGGCAAUCAUUCGACAGUUGAUGAAAUAUAUCUGGCCAAAGAAUGACGUCGGGGUGAAAUCUCGCGUCGUUAUCGCUUUGGGAUUAUUGAUCGGCGGAAAGGUUUGAAGAAGCUUGUAUUACUGUCUGGCAUGAUAUUGAUCUUUCUUUUAGCUACUCAACGUUCAAGUCCCGUUCUUUUUCAAGAAUGUCAUCGAUUCUCUCAAUGUUAGUCUACCUGAAGAUAUGACCAUGUGGACUGUAUGUGGUGCUGCCGUUAUUGGAUGUAAUACGCACUAGGAAAUUGAUGGGCGAAAACCAUGUUUCUA
Molecule: messenger RNA, 670 nt
Organism: Radiomyces spectabilis
Lineage: Eukaryota; Fungi; Mucoromycota; Mucoromycetes; Mucorales; Radiomycetaceae
Exons: 1
Coding region: 57-470 (137 amino acids)
Source: RefSeq, a predicted model, not a curated record